AUGUCGUUUCCAUUGUCACCUGAAGUCACACUCCUCAUCCUCUCUCACUUACCUUUUCCAUCUCUUUCCGCACUUGCGCGCACCUCACGCCUUUGGCACGCAUUCAUCGAAACCAACGAACUCGAGGUCUACCGCAAUGCUGCCAUUCGACACUUCGCCGUCCCGUCAUCCACUCCAUUCGACAAUGUCAAAACUACUUUCUCUCAGCGAGCCUUGGCCGGCUCAACUGAUUGGAAGUCGUUUUGCAAGGUUCAGCUCCCUAUACAACAAGCAUGGCUCGGUAAAUCCGCUUCAGACCUCACCUACCACGGGGCAGCGGGGGAAAACGUCUACAAGAUCAAAGUAGACGAGCGGAAGGGAUUCAUCGUCGUUACAACGAGUAUGAGGCAGCGAGAACUUCGAAUCACGGAUAUGAACACCGGCGAGUUGGUCUGGGCUUUGCCAGAGGGCUACGUAUCCGAGGCCGCCCACUGCGAGUAUCACGAAGGGUUCGUUGUUUUCAAUCGCGGAAGCGAUUUGGAGGUCUGGAAACUUGUUGAGCAAGACGGCGACGAACAUGUUCAUGCUGCAUCUUCACCUCCUGACGAGGCACAAUUUCGGGCGGCAGCAACAGCAAAUAGUACCUUUCCCAAACGUAAAUUCACGCCCUGGGCACUUCUGCAUCCACCACCCGACGCCACGGUCUCCGCUUUCGAUUUAGCCUACCCCACCAUUGUUGCUGGAUCGAGCACCGACAUGCACUUCUGGGAUGUUCCGUCUGGGUCUUUCCUCCAGACCAUCAACUUGGGGGCGGGCUCCGGCGAGCUCAGGUGUCUUGCGCUUAGUGCGGAUGGCAUCGCAUUUGUUUCCGACACACUUUCCCUGCGUGGAUUCUCUCUUGCAACAGGGCUUUGCGUUUUCGACAUCCCUUCCACACAAUAUUCAUACGGCGACAAUUCCUACACAUUUGAAGCGGACGAAAAUCAAACAGGGUGGCUUCCAGACGCGAUCCUGAAGCCACAACCUGUUUUACAUCGAUUAACGUCAGCAACUCCUGGACGACUGGUGGACCAAUUUUGGAGUGUGCGUCUGUCUGAAUGUGGCUCCCACUUGGUCGCUCUCUUGUCCAGCUCUCGGGUCAUCAUAGUCCCAUUCUAUCGUCGAGUAAUUGAUGGAGUCAAAUCCUUCCGAGAAAUUGCUCUAGAUAUUCAAGUUGGCUCCCCGCAGGGAAUCUCCAAGUACCUUGCUCUUGAGAGCAAUAGGAUUGGAGUCGCUACAGUACGAGGCAUAUACGUUCUCUCACUCGACUUCGAAUCGUGUCGCGACAACAUGAUUUACCCACCAACGAUAGUUACCACACGCGCAGCCUGCUUCAGUGCAUCUGUUGGACUGAAUAGUCUAACCUCUUUGCAACUGGGACCUACGGGCAUAUAUUUCAACUGGUUUACGUGGUCCAACCCUGGGUUCCAGUCGGUUUCAGCGCAGAAGCUGUUACCUGACGACGACAGGGAGGCGGCGUAUGUGAAGUCGCUGUCCGAUGAACGGAUAACCACCCGCGCAGAAAAUGGCGACGAGACCGUGGAGGUGUCUGGGUUUCAGCAUGUCACCUAUUCGUUGGCUGCAUAUAGCAUCAACCUGGCACCAGUAUUGGCCGACGACAUACAAGAAGCUGAUGAAGAACCUGAAAGCGAGGAGCAGUGA
This is a messenger RNA of Mycena indigotica, 1680 nucleotides long. RefSeq names its product F-box domain-containing protein. Bases 1 to 1680 code for a protein of 559 amino acids. The record is from RefSeq and is a predicted model, not a curated record. The transcript has 6 exons. Gene Ontology annotation, molecular function: protein binding. Lineage: Eukaryota; Fungi; Basidiomycota; Agaricomycetes; Agaricales; Mycenaceae.